AUGGGCUCACUGAGUGAGGUAAGCGUGACUCCAUGCGACAGCAGUCCGUGCAUAUUGUACAAGGGCGAGAACACUCGUGUGACAGUGAAAUUCACAACAAGUCGACGCAUCACGACCGGGACAUUCUUAUUUUCGGGAAUUAUUGACGGGCAAGAGAUACCGUUCAACCUGACGAAUUCCUACAUUUGUCCUUAUAUGCGACCCAGAUGUCCUCUCCGAGCCGGUGGAACCGUGUACACUUUCACUUAUUCUCUACCUGUCCAGACCUCAUAUCCAUCAAUUACACUCCCAGUCGAUUGGAAAUUGAUUACCAACGGUCAGACGGCCAUCUGUGCACGCAUCCCAAUCAGCAUUGAGUGGCGUGGGCAAGGACAAGACUUGGUCGCUUGA
Dicrocoelium dendriticum is the source of this 390-nucleotide messenger RNA. The record is from the annotation of a GenBank genome assembly. Lineage: Eukaryota; Metazoa; Platyhelminthes; Trematoda; Plagiorchiida; Dicrocoeliidae.